Molecule: messenger RNA, 966 nt
Organism: Hydatigera taeniaeformis
Lineage: Eukaryota; Metazoa; Platyhelminthes; Cestoda; Cyclophyllidea; Taeniidae
Source: the annotation of a GenBank genome assembly
AUGGCACUAACGAGCCUUGCCAACAUCCUCAACCUCAUAAGUUUUGUUUCUUCAUACUGGAUUGUAUCCAUAAAUAAGGAGAAUUUUGGUUUUGUUCGUCUAGGUUUAUGGGAAGUGUGUUUCGACAACUUUAUAUUUGCCGGAGACUACAUAUCAAAAGCUUACGACGGUUGCUGGUACGUAUUUAGGCAGGAGUUUAAGUACAUUCGGUUUUGGAUUAAUCCUCUUGCCUGUCUGACAGUCAUCACUAUAAUGAUGGGACUAAUGUCCAAGGACCGAAUGUGGCUGCCCUUCUCAGACCGCAAUACAGUUGGAUGGGGACUAGGUUUUGCUGCAACCGGUGGAAUACUCAUGCUGCUCAGCAUCUUUUGCCUCAUUGUCGACCAGGUAGCUCACUAUAGUGAACAGAUAUACUACAAGCUUUUGGAGGAGGGUGGUUUUCUUUCCACGCAACCAAUUCCGCCUGACUUUACCUCUGGUGUUGGCGAAAUGUCCACUCGAAAGUUGCCAAUCGGUGCCUCUGCAGUCGGCACGACUUCGGAAUCGAAGCUGGGUGGUGUUCCUUCACUCUUCUUAACUGCCUCGCUGCCAUCUGUGGCCGGCAGUAGAGAGAGUGGAGGUAGACAUGGAGGGACAGGACCAGCAGCUCGAAUUUCUUCAGUUCUAGGAAGCGCAAAGAACGCUCUCCUAACACACUACGGCGAGGCACGAACCACAAUUCCUGGGAUGUCCUUGAGAUCCGAGGUACCAGCAACCUCGGGCGCCUUAGCGUCUGCAAAGCUGAGACAGGAUCUACAAACUGAAAGAUCUACGAGGCUUGCGUCGACUGCAGCAGCGGUGGGUGCGCCAUCAUCAACUUACUCAACGCGCUCGCCUAGUCUCGUGGGAAUCGGCGGAAAACAGGAAAAACCAGUUAUCGUCUAUGGUACAUCACAAGGCAACAUUCUAAAGGAUUCCGCUGUUUAG